Durusdinium trenchii is the source of this 1016-nucleotide messenger RNA. The record is from the annotation of a GenBank genome assembly. Lineage: Eukaryota; Dinophyceae; Suessiales; Symbiodiniaceae.
CUUGUUCCCAAAGCGACUCUGUCUCCUUUGCACUGGGUCCCAUGCAUGGCGUGCGAAAAAAUGCAAGGCCGCGCAUGGCCUUGGCGCCACUGACCGUGUGGGUGGCGUUCACGGUGCCGCGCACGGUGUCGUUGGUGCUGCCAGGCGACCGAGCUGCGACGGCUGCGCUGAAGAAGGACUUGCUCGGGGCGGUGGCCUCUGGAGCGCAGGAGGAGAUCUUUCGAAAAGCCAAAGAGCUGGAAGAUCUGGGACUCACCGAGUCCCCAGUGGCUGGCAGAUGGUCCUUGGUCUACUCCACGCAGACUGCUGCUGAUGUGAAGCAGGAGGAGUCUAUCUUCAGCACCCUGACGGCGGCCUUGUAUCGACUCUUCUUUCGCUUUGCACCCUUUUUGGCCGGUGGCCAGGACAAGCCCAAGGCUGGCAGGGACGGAAUGGCGGUGCCCAAGCCCCCCAAGGCCUGGGGACCUGAAGAUCCUCAGGAAGAUGCCGGGAAGAUGCCCCGAGAACGAGGCAGCUGUUGGAGUUCUCACAUGGAGCAACAACUACGAGGUCGAAGUUCUUGGCCCCUUCAGCCUUUCCAUCGGCAACGAGCAGCUGGUGGAUUUCGCCUCAAAGCGCGUGGACAACCGUGUGGCGCUACGUCUGGGAACCUCAGGGCCCAAGGUCAACGUCCGCGUGAAGGGCGACUUGGCGGGAGAGGAUCCCAGAGAUUUGGAGGUUACCUUCACCAGCUUCGUGGUGGAGUUGCCCAACCUGCCCAUGGUGGAGCUGCCACUGCCCAGGCCCAGGGGCCGGCUCCGCACCAGCUUCUGUGAUCGCGAGCUGCGGCUCUCGCGAGGCGGCCGCGGUGGGCUUUUCGUCCUCAAGCGCCUGGCACCAUGAGCGGAUUCAGAUUCGCAGAAGCCGAGACUGCGGUCGACGUGAGCGUGAAGGGCGAGGUUGAUCCGGUGAGCCUUGGAGCUGUGGAAGGAGAGACUCGAGCACCAGAAAGCCUCCUCCACGCUGUGCAAAACCCU